AUGAGACACUCCAUCAACGACUUGAUAGAGAAGAUUAACAGGAGUCUGGAAAACAGUCAGAAGAUACAGGAGAGGUAUCAGAAGCUGGUCUCCACUCCAACCAAUGCUGUCAACAACACAUAUCCUCAUGAGAAACUAGCUUCUUUGUUCCUUGGCAACGUUGACACUGUGGGCAUGGAGGAGCCCCGAAAUAAGCUCGUUUCUUGGGUGUUGGAGCCGAAGCAGAGACUUAAGAUGAUGUUCGUGGUGGGGAUGGCUGGAUUGGGGAAGACGACUCUCGUCCACAGCGUGUAUGAGAGGGUGAAGCAGCGCUUUGAUUCCCAUGUCUGGAUCACUGCUUCAGAGUCCAAAACCAAACUCGAAAUCUUAUUGAGCUUGUUAGCAAAGAAAUUUGGCUGUUCAAUUACACCGGGGGCAGACAUGGUUGCUGUAACUCACGAACUGCAAAAAUUUCUCCGCAACAAACGGUAUGUUAUGGUUAUUGAUGAUUUUUGUGUAAAAGAUGUGUGGGAAUCCAUUAGACUUGCAUUACCAGAUGGUAACAACAGUAGAAUAAUUAUCACUACAAGGAGAGGCGACAUAGCUAAUUCUUGCAGAGAUGAUGAUUCUAUUCAUAUCCACAAGCUCCAGCCACUGUCUUGGGAAAAUGCUAAGCGGCUCUUCCAUACUAAAGCUUUCUCAAGAAAUAGCAGAUGUCCUUCAGGCUUGGAGGAACUGUCCCAAUCCAUCUUACAGAAAUGUGAUGGAUUACCACUUGGGAUUAUUGAGAUUGGCAGACUCUUGAAGAGUAAGGCUCAAACUGCAUAUGAGUGGCAAAAGUUACACGAUAACCUUGAAUCUGAAUUGAGAAGCGGUGGUGGCCUUUCCAAUAUGAUGAAAGUGCUGUCUACAAGUUACAAAGAUUUACCUUACCAUCUCAAGUGUUGUUUCUUGUACAUGGGCAUCUUUCCUGAAAAUAAACCAGUUAAGCGAAGAAGACUGGUUCGGCUGUGGAUAGCUGAGAGAUUUGUAACAGAGGAGAGAGGCAAAACUCUUGAAGAGGUUGGGGAAGAGUACCUGAAUGAGCUGAUUGACAGGAGUCUGAUACAGGCAAAUGAAAUGGAUUUUGAUGGAAGGCCCAAAAGUGUAGGAGUUCAUUGUCUCAUGCAUAAGAUGAUUCUCUCACUCUCACAUGAGGAGAACUUUUGUACUCUACAUUGUACAGGAGCAAAAAAGAACUUUACUGAGAAAACCCGGCGCCUAUCUAUCCAGAAGAAAGACUUUGAUAUUUCUCAGGAGUUGCCCCGUCUUCGAACCUUCUUCAGUUUCAGUACAGGUAGGGUAAACAUUCGUUGGAUUAAUUUCCUACGACUGAGGGUUUUGGAUAUACAGGGCACUUCAUUGGGAGCCUUCCCGAGUGUAACAACAGAUCUUCUCCUCUUGAGGUACUUGAGUUUGAGGAAUACAGAUAUAAGAAGCAUCCCCGAAACCGUGAGUAACCUAAAGCAGCUUGAGACCUUGGAUCUCAAGCAAACUCGGGUGAAAAAGCUACCCAAAUCAGUCCUACAACUUGGGGAACUUCGCCAUUUGCUGGUUUGUCGCUACAAUAAUGGACGUGUUGUCUCUUUUGAUGCUGUUCAGGGGUUCAAGGUUCCAAAAAAGAUCAGUGCAUUGAAGAACCUACAAAAGCUAUCAUUUGUAAAGGCGAGAUGGCAGUACAGAAUGAUAGAGGAGCUCCAACAUUUGACACAGUUGAGGAAGCUGGGCAUUGUAGCACUAGAAAAAGAAGAUGGAAAGAGCUUGUGCGACUCAAUUGAAAAGAUGCGAAAUCUCCAUUCCUUGAAUGUGACUUCCCUUAAUCAGGAGGAGCCUCUGCAGCUUGAUGCAAUGACUAAUCCUCCGCCCUUUCUGCAACGCUUGCAUCUCAAAGGGCCCCUACCAAGGUUUCCAAAGUGGGUAUCUUCUCUACAUGACCUGGCGAGAAUACGCCUAAAUUGGUCUUCGCUGUCAGAAGAUAACCCGGUUGAAGCUCUUCAAGAUCUCCCAAAUCUGAUGGAGCUGCAGUUGCUUGAUGCAUACACUGGAACCCAGUUGGAGUUUCACAAGGGAAAAUUUCAGAAGCUUAAGAUAUUAGACCUUGUGCAAUUGAAACUGAGGUUUAUCAGAAUGGAAGAUGGAACAUUGCCCUGCCUGCAAAAGCUGAUAAUAAGGAAAUGCAGCGAGCUGGAGCGGGUCCCUGUUGGUAUCGACGACCUCAUUCAUCUCCAAGAGCUGCUCCUCUGCGAUAUGCCUGAGAAAUUCGUGACCCAGCUGAAGAAAAAAGGCGGUGAACUUCGCCAUCUCCUUCACCGUAUUUCACAUAUUGGUUCAUACAAAGAGGGCAAGUUGGUGGAAGAUCUUUCAUGA
Vitis vinifera (wine grape) is the source of this 2385-nucleotide messenger RNA. RefSeq names its product disease resistance protein RPM1. The record is from RefSeq and is a predicted model, not a curated record. Gene Ontology annotation, biological process: defense response to other organism. The transcript has a single exon. The coding region runs from base 1 to 2385 and encodes 794 amino acids. NCBI's taxonomy places the organism in Eukaryota, Viridiplantae, Streptophyta, Magnoliopsida, Vitales, Vitaceae. Gene Ontology annotation, molecular function: ADP binding.